GAUCUCUGAGUCUUUCUCAAGCUUCCCAUAGAUCUCAAUUCUCAACCAUCUUCGUUUCUCUACAUUUCAUAUUCAAACCUAUCCUUUCUCUCUUCCUUCUGCUUUCCCGUGUUUUGUUUUCUGUCUUUUGAUCUCUAGCUCAUAAAUUAGAAACCUAAAAUAUGAAGAAGAUCAGUUUGCUAUUAAGGAAGUGCAAGAGCUUGUCAAGCCAGCUAGGGAGAUCUUCAUCGUACAGCAGUCUGCGGUCCAAAUCGACUAGAGAAGAUUUCUAUGAUGGCAACAUCGUGCAUGAGAAUCAUCAGCAAAUUACUAUAUUUGUUGGAAGCACCAGAAAGCGUUACGUGAUCAGCUCCAAGUACCUGAACCAUCCUUUGUUGAAUGCUUUAAUCGACAAGUCAUCGAAUUCGAAAAAGAAAAAUAACUAUCGAGGAGAUGAUCAAGAUCAUGAGGAUAUCUUGGUGAAAUGCGAGGUGGUUCUCUUUGAUCACUUGUUAUGGAUGCUGGAGAAUGGAGAUCCAAGCUUUGGUGGUACUUCAGAGUCUUUGGAGGAACUGGCUGCACUCUAUGUGUUCUAA
Messenger RNA from Fragaria vesca subsp. vesca, 575 nucleotides. RefSeq lists its product as uncharacterized. Gene Ontology annotation, biological process: response to auxin. The transcript has a single exon. Bases 162 to 575 code for a protein of 137 amino acids. The record is from RefSeq and is a predicted model, not a curated record. Lineage: Eukaryota; Viridiplantae; Streptophyta; Magnoliopsida; Rosales; Rosaceae.